Molecule: messenger RNA, 2800 nt
Organism: Saccostrea cuccullata (small rock oyster)
Lineage: Eukaryota; Metazoa; Mollusca; Bivalvia; Ostreida; Ostreidae
Product: general transcription and DNA repair factor IIH helicase subunit XPB-like
Exons: 21
Coding region: 152-2497 (781 amino acids)
Biological process (GO): nucleotide-excision repair; transcription initiation at RNA polymerase II promoter
Cellular component (GO): nucleotide-excision repair factor 3 complex; transcription preinitiation complex; transcription factor TFIIH holo complex
Molecular function (GO): DNA binding; 3'-5' DNA helicase activity; hydrolase activity
Source: RefSeq, a predicted model, not a curated record
CCGCGGAGUCCAUGGGCAUGAUCAUGGGCAUGGAUGAGCAGAAUAUUAUUGCCUUUUUCCUCGAUAAAGACGAGUUUUUCUUUUGAUUAUCUUUUAUAAAGUGAUGUAAGAAACAAUUGUUGCUUAUGGAGACGACUUAAAACCAGGGAGAAUGGGAAAGAAGGACAAGAAGGAUCGAGAAGAGCGAAGAUCAAAGAAAGCCAAGGUUGAGUAUGAGGAGUAUGUGGAAGAAGAAUCAAAUGAUGCCGACCCGUCAGCAGUUCCUGAGGCUGCUACUCGUUCAGUAGAUGAUGCAGGUAAAGAAGAUGAAUUUGGUGCCAAGGACUACAGAUCUGAACUGGCACUAAAGCCAGACCACAGCUCCAGACCCCUGUUUGUGGCACCCAAUGGUCAUAUAUUUCUGGAGUCAUUUUCUCCAGUAUACAAACAUGCCCAUGACUUCCUAAUUGCCAUCUCAGAGCCUGUGUGUCGACCUGAGUUUAUACACGAGUAUAAGUUGACGGCCUACUCUCUGUAUGCUGCGGUGUCGGUCGGCCUGGAAACCAAUGACAUCAUAGAAUACCUCCGACGACUUUGUAAAACAUCGCUACCUAAAGGAAUAGAGGAAUUUAUACAGCUGUGCACCUUGAGUUAUGGGAAAGUAAAGCUGGUGCUGAAACAUAACAAGUAUUAUGUGGAGAGCCAGCACCCAGAGGUGAUCCAGAUUCUCCUGAAGGACCCAGUCAUACAGGAGUGUAGAUUCAGGGUAGAUGAGACUGAAUUACUUACUGACAAAGUGUCCUCAAAGUCUGCUCUACAGCUGGCCAAACCUGGACCCAGUACCUCCUCUAGUGCCCCAGCAGAAGGGGGGACGAAACCUGAGGAGGCACCAGAGGAGGAGGUGCCGGACGAUAUCUACGCUUACUACGACAAGAUGGACAAAGACGAAGAUGAGGAGGAGGACACCAAAACCGUGUCAUUCGAGGUCAAACAGGAGAAAAUAGAGGUCAUACAGAAAAGAUGUAUAGAACUAGAGUAUCCACUACUGGCAGAAUAUGACUUCAAGAAUGACACAGUCAAUCCAGACAUCAACAUUGAUUUGAAACCGUCCACGGUCCUGAGGCCGUACCAAGAGAAGAGCUUAAGAAAGAUGUUUGGAAACGGUAGAGCCCGCUCAGGAGUCAUUGUACUACCCUGUGGUGCUGGUAAGACUCUGGUGGGGGUGACAGCUGCCUGUACUGUGAGGAAGAGAACCAUAUGUCUGGCCACGUCAGGGGUCGCCGUGGAGCAAUGGAAACAACAGUUUAAGAUGUGGUCUACAGCUGAUGACAGCAUUAUAUGUAGGUUCACAUCAGAUGCUAAGGACAAACCAAUAGGGUCAUCUAUACUCAUCAGUACCUAUUCUAUGUUGGCCCAUUCCACCAAACGCUCCUGGGAGGCAGAAAAAGUCAUGGAGUGGAUGCAGAGUCAGGAAUGGGGAAUCAUGAUCCUUGAUGAGGUGCAGACAAUACCUGCCCGUAUGUUCAGAAGAGUCCUGACUAUUGUGAAUGCCCACUGUAAGCUGGGACUGACCGCCACGUUGGUACGAGAGGACGAUAAAAUAGCAGACCUUAACUUUCUGAUUGGUCCAAAGCUGUACGAGGCAAAUUGGAUGGAACUGCAGAAUAAUGGAUAUAUUGCUAGAGUACAGUGUGCAGAGGUGUGGUGUCCUAUGGCCCCAGAAUUUUACAGAGAGUAUCUCAAUACCAAGUCUCAGAAGAAAUUGUUGCUGGCAGUGGUUAAUCCUAACAAGUUCCGAAUGUGCCAGUUUCUCAUAAGAUACCAUGAAAGACGUAAUGACAAAAUCAUCGUCUUCUCAGACAAUGUCUUCGCUCUGAAGAGCUAUGCCAUUAAACUAAAUAAGCCAUACUUAUAUGGGCCAACUUCACAAGGGGAGAGAAUGCAGAUCUUGCAGAACUUUGUCCAUAAUCCAAAAGUCAACACCAUUUUUGUCUCUAAGGUGGCUGACACCUCAUUUGAUCUCCCAGAGGCCAAUGUAUUAAUCCAGAUUUCUGCCCAUGGGGGCUCUCGGAGACAGGAGGCCCAGAGGAUGGGGCGAAUUCUGAGGGCCAAAAAAGGAGCUGUAGCUGAAGAAUACAAUGCCUUUUUCUAUUCCCUGGUUUCACAAGACACAAUGGAGAUGCAUUUCUCAUUGAAAAGACAGAGAUUUUUGGUGAAUCAGGGCUAUGCUUACAAAGUCAUCACAAAGCUUGAAGGCAUGGAUAAGGAGAAUCUGGCAUAUGAUACAAAGGAGGAACAGGCUCAGUUGUUACAGAAAGUGUGUGCUGCCACAGAACAGGACGCAGAGGAGGAGAGAAUAGCCGGGGAGGGGGGAUUCUCACAGGUGAGCAGGAAAGUUGGCAGCAUGUCCUCAAUGUCAGGAGCAGACGACAGCCUCUAUAUGGAGUUCAAAGGUAAAAGGUCAGCCUUACCUAGCAGCCAUGCCCACCCACUGUUCAAACGCUUCAGGAAAACUUGACAACAGACUCAGGACUGAAGAUUGUUAAACUUUGUUAAACUGGUACACCUUGAAGUUUUUAGGAAAGAAAUCAAACAGAGGAUUGUUGUUCUGUUGUAGUUGUGAACAAUAUUUAGGUUCAAUAAUUCUUUCAAAAAUGAGGAAUAAAAGAUUGAUGCUGUAUCGUGGAUAAUCUUAUAUGAGGAAAAUGUGAUUUCAUAUGAUUAUGUGUAUGUGCCAAUUACAAUUGAUAUUUACAAGUACAUUUUGCUAAAUUCAUGAUUUAUAAUUGCAACGAUACAUACAGACAUGAUGGAGAAAGUU